AUGUCGGGAUACGAAUUCUCUUCACAAGCAGUAUCCUGGCUGCAGCGGGACGUUCUAUUGUUUGCCAACAGCAUUGGUGCCACCGCUGAUGAACUGCAAUUUCUUUAUGAACUGGAUCCCCGCUUCACGGUUUUUCCUACUUACCCUUUGAUUUUACUUCUAUGGUCGCAAUGCGAGAAAAGAUAUCCCAGGGCCCCGGUCCUAGACCUGCGCUAUGCGGUUGACGGACAACGACAACUUAAAAUACAUCAACCUCUUCCUACAUCAAGCGCUGGCAGACUAUUUGAGUUGAGGAACAAAGUAAUUGGAAUUUAUGACAAGGGCAAUGUUGGGAGCUCCUUUGAGACAGAACAGCAGAUUGUUGACGCCGGCACCGGAGAGGUGUAUGCAACAACUCGAAGCAUGAACUUCAUUCCAGGCCAGGGGAACUGGGGAGGCCCAAGAGGCCCUAAAUCGCUUAACUACUUCCAUCCUGAUCGGAGACCUGAUGCAACCCACGUGGUACAUACAACAGACAACACGGUAUUUCUUUACCGACUAAAUGGGGACUACAACCCGCUCCAUGCCGUUCCGGACGCAGGAGUGAAGAUGGGACUGGGCGGUGUCAUCAUUCAUGGCCUUUAUACGUACAGCUCGACAUGUCAUGGACUGCUUCGACAAAUGUGCAAUGGAGAUGCAAAUCGACUUAAAGUCUACCAGGCAAGAUUUGUGUCCCCAGUCAGACCAGGUGAUAAAUUGGUUACAGACAUGUGGUCCACGGGGAUAAUGGAUGGAUUGGAGGAGGUGCGAUUUACAACAAGGAAAGGAGAUGGACAGAUCGUGUUGGGAAAUGGCAGAGCUUUGAUUGUUCCAACUACUGUUAUUUCCAGCUUAUAA
Molecule: messenger RNA, 876 nt
Organism: Penicillium cosmopolitanum
Lineage: Eukaryota; Fungi; Ascomycota; Eurotiomycetes; Eurotiales; Aspergillaceae
Product: HotDog domain-containing protein
Exons: 5
Coding region: 1-876 (291 amino acids)
Cellular component (GO): peroxisome
Source: RefSeq, a predicted model, not a curated record